Molecule: messenger RNA, 1987 nt
Organism: Stegastes partitus (bicolor damselfish)
Lineage: Eukaryota; Metazoa; Chordata; Actinopteri; Pomacentridae
Gene: vamp4
Product: vesicle-associated membrane protein 4
Exons: 8
Coding region: 228-650 (140 amino acids)
Biological process (GO): Golgi ribbon formation; vesicle-mediated transport; SNARE complex assembly
Cellular component (GO): SNARE complex; trans-Golgi network; membrane
Source: RefSeq, a predicted model, not a curated record
UGAUUCGGUCGGAGGAAAGACAAGAGCACCGCUGCUGACAUCUACAAUGGUCAUCGUGUCUCCUCUUCCGGACAGCCUUUUGAAUGAAUCUGUAAAACCACUUUAAUUUCAGAAAACUCUGGAUUCAUUUCCCAGUCCCUCUGUGUAGGAGUUCACCUGCACUGAGCAUCGCAUCUUGUGGGAAACAGCAGAGGGAGCCAGACCGGGAGGAGCAGACUGACGACAACAUGCCCCCCAAGUUUAAACGACACCUCAACGACGACGAGGUCACGGGAUCCAUUCGCAGCGAGAGGAGGAACCUGCUGGAGGAGGAUUCUGAUGAGGAGGAGGACUUCUUUCUGAGAGGGCCGACAGGACCAAGAUUUGGACCUCAGAAUGACAAAAUCAAACAGGUGCAGUCGCAGGUCGACGAGGUGAUCGACGUGAUGCAGGAGAACAUCUCCAAGGUGAUAGAGAGGGGCGAGCGACUCGACGACCUGCAGGACAAGUCAGAGAGCCUAUCAGACAACGCAUCUGCCUUCAGUAGCCGAGCCAAACAGCUGCACAGGAGGAUGUGGUGGAGAGACAUGAAGAUGAAGAUGAUUAUUGCGUUGGUAGUCGUUGCUCUCCUGCUGAUUAUCAUCAUUCCAGUGAUCCUUCGGUAUCGCUAGUGACUGAUGAGGAGGAGAGGGGAGGGGAGCCUUCCUCUCCCUCUUCUUCCUCUUUCUCCCCCUUGCACAUAGUCCUCCACUCCAGCUAGGGGGCGCCAGCCAGCUUCCCACACCCUCUUCAGCGUCAGAUUGUGUACCCUCGAGGAUCUGGCCUCCACUUGGCCCUUAAUGCAGAUCUUAUAAUUGUAUUUUCACAUAAGUCUGCUGUAAGAUCAGCACUAAGGCUCGGUCUGAUCCCUGGCUCGAAACUAAACUCCAGAAAGGGGACACCGGGGGAAAGAACUGGGGAGAUAUUUUAUUGCAGUUUAGGAGAAAAAUGCUGACUCUCAGCCCUCUAGUCAAUGUGAAGGAGCGCUCCAUUCCAUGAUACAUAUCACAUGUAGGCACUGGCUUUGCCUUGACAACAAGGUCCUGCAUGUUCUGUCAUAUAGAUUCAUACUGUAAAGGCGGGGACUCCAUGCCCCCAGCUGCCUCUCUUAUUUAGCUCGUCUGAAUCUGCUGCAGCAGAUGAACCUCUGAUGUCUACCCAUGAUUCCCCGUGUGCUCUGAGAACGAUUAAAGGGUACACUUUGUGAAUGAAAGCACAUUUUUCCUGUCCAACACAAGGCGAGGGAACAUCUGAGGUUCAUCUGUCUGAAAACGUUUUUUUUUUUCUUUUUCUAAGUAAUCAUCAAAGAGGCUUUGAUUUCACUUUUCAGGUAUGUUUCCUCAUCAGCACAGAUGACCGGAAAAGGGACUAGAAAGGAAGCUCCAUGUGUUCAUACGACCACCUGCUUUCUCACGUAAAUCUCUUAUCGCUUCUUAUACUGUACAGAGGGACCGUGUCAAACCAAAUCACCCAGGUUAUGAAUGUUUCCUCACCUCUCUGCACUCCGAACCUCCUCGGUUGUGCUGAGCUCUGGGCCGCUUUGGUCACGGCUGUCCUACUUUCCCUGCUAGCGACAUCACACCGGCUCUCACCCCGCAGAUGGUUCCGUUCAAAUACUGCUUCUGUCUUUCUCCCACUGUUUUCAUUUCUGCCGAUUGCUCGGUGCGACGCUUCGUAUGAAUGCUGGUGUUCCCCACAGGAGGGACAGUUUUACCUCCUCGUUCUGUUGCAUUUUAAGGAGGAGGCAGUUUAUGUGACGCAAGUUUAAAAAAAAAAAAAGUUGAGCAUAGGUGUAACUGUGUCUGGAUUAACUUUACAUUUGUCAUCUUAUUAUUUUUAUUGUAAUUUAUUUUAGCUGUAAAUAUUGAUUCUGUAAUGAUGAUGUACAAUACUCCGGCAUUGCAUUGGAAGACUGUGAUUCUUUUUUUUCUUUUUUUUUUUGCUCUGAAAUAAAGUGAUUUUAAGGGGC